Messenger RNA from Arabidopsis arenosa, 468 nucleotides. NCBI's taxonomy places the organism in Eukaryota, Viridiplantae, Streptophyta, Magnoliopsida, Brassicales, Brassicaceae. The record is from the annotation of a GenBank genome assembly.
GUUUGAAGUUUUAGAAACCAACGGUGGUGAUUGCUUGAGCUCAGUCAGAGAGCUACUACUAUUCUUCAUCGCAAUUUCAAAACCCUCGGAGAAGUUUUAAUCAGAAAAAUGUCCGUCGAGGAAGACGCCACCGUUAGAGAGCCACUCGAUCUGAUUCGGCUGAGUAUCGAAGAGAGGAUCUAUGUCAAGCUCCGAUCUGACCGUGAACUCCGCGGCAAGCUUCACGCUUUUGAUCAGCAUUUGAAUAUGAUUCUGGGUGAUGUUGAAGAGGUUAUUACGACUGUAGAAAUUGACGACGAGACAUACGAAGAGAUUGUUCGGACAACGAAGCGAACGGUUCCGUUUCUAUUCGUGAGAGGAGAUGGAGUGAUAUUGGUGUCACCGCCUUUGAGGACAACGACUUAAAUGUUCUUGUGUACUGGGAUCUGUGUUAACAAAUCUGGAGCUGAGUAAAAGCACUUUUUUCUG